CUUUCCCGCAGUAAUUCAGAUUUGUGACCACCACUACACUGCUUCUAUCUUCCACCGCUGCGCUAACUACUCAUCUUUCACUGACCGCUACAGGGACACUGAUUUUUAAAAGCCGCACUCAAGGAUAUUUUCUGAGCGGGAUUCGAUCACACACCAUGGUUGCGUUACACUUGCAGUUAACUGUUGUCUUGUGCCUGUUUCUAGUGCCUCACCUCAGCCUUGCCUACCCCAGGAAAUCUUUGUUUAAAAGGACCAGUCUAAAGAAAGAAGAUCCAAGGUUCCAGAAGACGAGCAUGUUUAAGAGCAAACCAACACAGACGGUGGGGAUGCUGGGGGGUAGCGUGGUGCUGGAGUGCCAGGUGUCUGGCAUCCCCCCAGCCCUGGUUUACUGGGUCAAGGACGGAGAAAGAAUUCACCAGGGCGACACCCACACCGGCAACAGGGAGCAUCACAUGACCUCUGACGGCCUGUCCAGGCUGGAAUUGUCCAGCACACAGUCUAGACUCUACCUGGACUGUCUGAGUGAGGAGGACGCUGGCAUCUACGUCUGUGUGGGACACAGCCCAGCAGUCACCAUCAAACAGGAGCACAGACUGACAAUUGACACUGCAAAUGGAAUUGAGCAGACAGCAUGUGCUUGGUCAGGUCAGCCAAGAAUAUUCAUGUGGACAUCAUCUCGACUUGAAUAUGAAACGGGCACUGUCCAGCUGUUUUGUCGUGCGCAGGGUAGCCCCACCCCAACCAUCACCUGGUAUGACAGAGAUAACAUGCCCAUUGACCCAGAAAGUGAUUCGUACACUGUGACUCCAACAGGUGACCUGAUCAUCCGAGAUAUUGAUUGGAGUCUGCACAUGGGGGAGUUUACGUGUGAAGCUAAAAAUGACUAUGGAUCUGACUCCGCAUCCGCAUUCUUAUACCCAACUGGACGGGGCAAAUAAUGGCGUGGCAUUGGCUGCUUGUACCAUGGACUGCUUGAUGUUGCCAGUUGGGCCCAGAAGCUUCUAGUCAACAAGGAUUCUCUCAAUGUCUGUCUCACUAAGACUUGUACAAAUUAUCUCCAUUUUUUUUUAAUGAAGGUGACAGUGCUUUUAUGGUUAUGUUUGACCAACGCUAUUUUAUAACUUAUUUUUACUAUAUUUUAAAAAUAUUAGGUAAUUUCUAUAGGACACAAAAAUAUGGUCCAUUGCGAUGCACUAGAAUAGAUUUAAAGAUCUGUGAGGACAAUCAUUCGCAGUUUACUUUUAGAAAAACCCUGUUUUGAAUUUAUUUUAAACUUGAGAAUGCAGUUGUUGUAGCCUACACCUUGUUGACUUUUUUUUAUUAAAAAUCAAAUACAAAGUAAUAUUUUAGGUGUGUGUAUAGAUGCUGAUAAAGUAAAAUUGUAUUUACUUAAAAAGUAUCAUUUACAAUUAUUUGAAGUACUGAAUUAGUUUUGCAUUGAUGAAACCUUAAUCAAGAUAGAUAACAAUGUCUGACAUAGUUCAUAAAAUAUUUAUUUUUUCCUAUGAACUGUGGGAAAACUUACUAUUUGUUUGAUUUAAUUUACUGGUUGCAUAUUUGAUUAUUUAUGAAGUUUGCCACAUUGUAUUUGAUGCUAUAUGGUUCUUCCUGUAUAUACAUACACAUAUUUAUUUGAAUACAUUUUACAAAUGUUUUAUUUAUCAUUGUUGAAAUCAACAGCAUAUAUUAGGAUGAAAUAAUUUACAGAAAUGACAAUAAAAUGUUUCAAGAUUAGAUUUAUUUUCUGGCUAAUAAAUGCUACACUUGUUUUAGAUAAAUAUUUAUUAAUAUUUAAACAUCUUGUAAAGUUUAGUAUUAAAUAGCAACAAAUGACAAAUAAUAGUAAAUUUUAAUACUAAACAGGCUAGAUUUCCAAAUUAAAAUCUAAAUUUACUACAAUUACUACUAGACUAGAUACAAAUCUAGCUAGAUUCUAGAUCUAAUUAGUAAAUUACUAAAUUACUGCAGUAGGCCUACUCAGUACUACUGCUCACACUACUUGGACUAGAAAUAUUAUUAUAAAUUUCUGUGAACUUGAAUUAUUUUCAACCUAGUCUUUUUAGAGCACUAGAAAAUUAAAUUUUAUAUUACAUUUUCUAGGCCUAAUUAAUCUAAUUCGACUUUUGUUGAUAAGAUUUUAGUCCA
Messenger RNA from Physella acuta, 2145 nucleotides. Its product is annotated as zwei Ig domain protein zig-2. The record is from RefSeq and is a predicted model, not a curated record. NCBI's taxonomy places the organism in Eukaryota, Metazoa, Mollusca, Gastropoda, Physidae.